Cylindrotheca closterium is the source of this 2106-nucleotide messenger RNA. NCBI's taxonomy places the organism in Eukaryota, Bacillariophyta, Bacillariophyceae, Bacillariales, Bacillariaceae. The record is from the annotation of a GenBank genome assembly.
AUGACGACCAUGAGAUCCAUUGGCAAGCUUCUAUUAUUGGUGCUCUCCUCUGUCAGUGCCCAGACGUGGCCGAGAUGGAUUAAUACCCGUUACGAAUACAAACCUACCGCUGGGAAUAGCAAGUGUGCGCUGGUGAACGUCGUUGUUGACGAAUCCGGAUCGAUGGAGACGGAGCAAGCUUUCUUAAGAGAAACAGCACUUCCUAGAAUUGCCGAAAGUCUCUACACGAUCUAUGGAUACGAUCACGUCUUUUUGAGUUCGAAUGGCUUUGGAAGUCGAUAUGUCGUCUAUACAGAUCCUUUGUACUUUCGUCACCUUGGAGCUUCUAGAUUCGAGCACACCGCACCAUUUGCACCUGAGAAUCCUCAACUUCUUGAAUGGGUGAAUAACGGAAGCCGCGAAGAUGGGUACCAUGGGUUGCGAAGUGCCAUGUACUGGGUACCUCUUGUGAUUUCUGGUUACAACAUGCAUGAAGAAUGUGCCACCAUCGAUAGAAACUUGAUCUUGGUGACUGAUGAGGAUCGAGACAACGAAAACAAAGGGGUUACAAUGGACGAAGUCCAGCGAUGGAUGGCUGACCGUGACUACAUUCUAAAUAUUGUCAUUCCAAUCAAUAUUCUUGGCGAAAUUAACAAUCUUGGUGCAAAAGUCACCAGCAGUGGUGCGGAAAUGUUCGUUGCAGAUGGGAGUGGAGGCUAUACCACCGAGCUCUCGGAGGUACCUUUCAGCGAGAUUGCAGAGAACAAUCCAGCAGAAGGUUUUUCUAACCCAGAGCAUACUGCCUACGAACAUUAUGUUCCACUGAUUACUGAUACCGAGGGUGCAGUGUGGUGUGUUGACUCUCUUCGACGGGGGAUUAGAGAUGGGGAUCAAAAUCUUGCCCUCUCAUUUGCAAAUGCCUUUGUUAAUGUCAAGGCAGAAGAAAUCUUCUGCCUUUCCACAAAUUGUAACCCUACAAGUGGGCCAACUACUGCGCCUACUUCUGGACCUACUGGAGCACCCACUACAUCUCCGCCUUCGACUUCGCCCACAGCGUCGCCUACACCUGCACCUUCGACUUCGCCUACAACGUCGCCUACACCUGCACCUUCGACUUCGCCUACAACGUCGCCUACACCUGCACCAUCAACGUCGCCCACCACGUCGCCCACGCCUGCACCUUCGACUUCGCCUACGACGUCGCCCUCAUCCACGCCAACAAAGAGCCCGGUCGUGCCAACUUCUUCAGCUGCACCUACUUCUUCAGCUGUACCAACAACGAGUCCGGCCGCUUUCCCUGACGUUCCUGACAGUACUAGAACCCCCGAAGCUACCGAUGCAGGCAGCAAGGGAGACCCCCAUUUCAAAACAUGGCAGGGAGAGCACUUUGAGUUCCAUGGUCAGUGCGAUUUGACAUUGGCCAAGGACGAUCAAUUCGCCAAUGGACUGGGGCUGAACGUCCAAAUUCGAACCAAACUUGUUCGGUAUUGGUCGUACAUUAAGACUGCUGUCAUUCGCAUUGGACAAGACGUUCUAGAAGUCGAAGGGGGUAUGGACUUUGAAAAUCCACAUCCAGUCUACCGGUACAACUUUGAACCUCAAGGAGAGAUUGAUGGAAUGGGAGGCUUUCCAUUGAAUAUCACCUACAUCGGUGAAGGUUCCGGAAGGAUCUACAGAUACAAGAUUGACUUGAGCUCCAAGUAUCCUGGACUAGUGAUCAGUAUCGAAACUUUGAAGGAAUUCGUCAAGGUGGAUUUCAGCCAGCCUUCCGUAGAAGCCUUUGGGAAUACCGUUGGUAUUUUGGGUGAUUUCAAGACAGGAAAGACUUUGGCACGGGAUCAAAAGACAGUCAUCCACGACUUUACCGAACUUGGUGUCGAAUGGCAGGUACUCCCAGAGGACGACAAAUUGUUCCAUGAAAUAUCGCAUCCUCAGUUCCCGGAAUCUUGUAUUCUUCCAGAGGAUCCUAGAGGACAACGAAAACGUCGCAGACGUCUUGGUGAUGCCAGCAUCAGUCUAGAACAAGCCGAAGCAGCAUGUAGCAAGUUAAGCGAUCCGAUGGAUGUCAAGGAUUGCGUCUACGAUGUAUUGGCCACUCAAGACUUGGACAUGGUCGGUGCCUUUUAA